AGUUGUCAGCCAACGGUUGUGAAGAACGGUCGCGUCUAUAAAUCGUUGCCGUGAAAUAUACCCGUCGCGGACUACUUUCGAUUAAUCUACGGAUUUACUUCAGUGCUUGGUGAUAAAAGAACAAAAAGGUGGAUUUGCUUUGUUCGAUAUCGAACGAGAAAAAAUCGCUCGGUGAGUGAUAUCCUGUGCGACGAUCACUUCUACAGUGUGUGGGUGAAACAAAUUUCUAGUGAUCUGUACCACCAAAACGUGUGCUGUUAGUGCCCCGACAUGAUGUCGGGGACAGACCCCUUCCCCAUCGGGGAUGCGGGUCCGUCUAAUCGAAGGGACGGAGAAUUCGCUGGGCCCCUCUUUCCUGAGUGGGGUGAUCCAAAUGGUAACCACGGAAAGUUAGUGAUGUUGCGAAUGGAAGCUGUCACUGGAAAUCUCCCUGAUGCACCUAUUCUACUCAGGAAGUCAGUGGAAAGCUUCUUGGGUGAAAAAGUGGAUGGAGCUUACCCAGAAUCCAGAGGUGCUUCAUACGUAAUAAAGAUGCGUAACAAGUCACAUGUUGAAAAGCUAAAACGUAUGUCAAAGCUCGCUGAUGGAUUUCCUAUCAGGAUUGUGGAGCAUCCAGUGCUGAAUUUUUCGAAAUGUGUCAUCAACUGUAGCGAAACCCGUGUGUACUCUGACGACGAACUGAUUGACGAACUGCAACCCCAAGGUGUCAAGGAACUACGAAGAAUCACUAAGCGUGAAGGGAAUGAGCGGAUUAACACUCCAACUAUUAUCCUCACUAUUCAAGGUACCGUAGUGCCUGAGAAUAUCUACAUCGGAUGGAUUCGGUGUCGUACCCGCCCUUUCUACCCCUCACCCAUGUUGUGCUAUUGUUGCUGGGAUUUUGGCCACACCCGCGCACGCUGCAAACGCCAGGAUACACCGACAUGUGGAAACUGUUCUGGUAACCAUAUGAACGAAAGGGAAAACUCGUGCAUCGCUGCUGCCUUUUGCAAACGAUGCAACACUGCAUCCCACUCUCUGUCAAGCAGAAAAUGCCCUACCUACGUAAAGGAAGAAGAGAUCCAACAUCUUCGCGUGGAUUUGGAUAUUUCAUACCCAGCAGCGAAACGGCAGUAUGAGCUAAGGCACAACCCUCAAUCGAUGGCAUCAGUGGUAGCCGCCAGUAACGACCAACGCUUCGAGGAACUUUCUGCCAAACUCGACAAUGUUUUGAAGGAAGUAAAACGGAAGGACGAGAAAAUCGAAGCUCUGCUCGCAGAAAUUCGCAAUAAAGAUACUCAAAUUGAAAAAUUGGAAGCAACAUUGAAAAUGACACCGCAAGAAAGGCUGACUCUUGUGAAGGAUCAUGGUACAAUCAAGGACCUCGUUCAAAAAAUUCGUGAUUUGGAAGCCGAACUAGCUAGAAAGGAUAGGGAAGUAGCUGUCAUCAGAGAUGUCUACAUUCCAAAGAAACCCAGCAAUCCGCAAAAGACGAACACCGAUCAGUUCCCGCGCAACGCCAACUCCACCAGGACAAAUACAACGAACGGCGGCCCAGCCGGUGCCUUCGAGACCGACACGUCAUGCACCAAAAACACCGGUACGAAAAAGAAAAUUCCGAAAGACGACAGAUAUGAAUCCUGCAAUAAGCGUACCAAAAACUCAGCCUCACCAACGAAUUUCUCAACGGAAACUGCCGAUAUUGAAAUAUCUUCCGGCGAUGAGCCAAUGCUAAAUGCAUCUGGCUACAUAUCCGACACAUAACCAAAAUCACGAGCAUAGUCCUCUUUCAAAUCGCUACCCAACAUAAAUAACUUAUUCAUGCUAAACAAUGUUCCCCCAUCCCAACCCAGUUGGCCCUAAGAAUGAGCAACAAGAUAAGAGGACU
Aedes albopictus (Asian tiger mosquito) is the source of this 1867-nucleotide messenger RNA. RefSeq lists its product as uncharacterized. NCBI's taxonomy places the organism in Eukaryota, Metazoa, Arthropoda, Insecta, Diptera, Culicidae. The record is from RefSeq and is a predicted model, not a curated record. Bases 271 to 1743 code for a protein of 490 amino acids. The transcript has 2 exons.